Colletotrichum tamarilloi is the source of this 126-nucleotide messenger RNA. RefSeq lists its product as uncharacterized. The record is from RefSeq and is a predicted model, not a curated record. Bases 1 to 126 code for a protein of 41 amino acids. NCBI's taxonomy places the organism in Eukaryota, Fungi, Ascomycota, Sordariomycetes, Glomerellales, Glomerellaceae. The transcript has a single exon.
AUGUCAACUACUGUUGCUUCAACGCGUAUACCAGGGAUGGAUGUCUUUAGCUUGUCGACAACGGCUUUGAGGGCUUCUGACUGGACGUCAGAUAUCGCCAAUGAUGCUCCUCUACUGGCGAGGUAA